This is a messenger RNA of Rhagoletis pomonella (apple maggot), 3037 nucleotides long. It is a transcript of the gene Atg101, whose product is annotated as autophagy-related protein 101. The record is from RefSeq and is a predicted model, not a curated record. Gene Ontology annotation, cellular component: phagophore assembly site. Lineage: Eukaryota; Metazoa; Arthropoda; Insecta; Diptera; Tephritidae. Gene Ontology annotation, biological process: autophagosome assembly; autophagy. The transcript has a single exon. Bases 383 to 1039 code for a protein of 218 amino acids.
AGACAACCAAAUAAGCAAAUCGAUUUCUGAAAACGCAAAUUUGUGCAAAAAACAAUCAACUAAAAUAGACUAUUUUUAGAUCAGGCGAAUAAUAGCACCCAGCACUAACAAAAAAAAACCCCCAAAAACUAUCACCGCAUUCGAAAUAUCAAAACAAAUUUUCGUUAAGUUGAAAAGAAUUCCCGUAACAACUAUUUAAAGAGCAAAACUGUAAAAAUAUUUAAUUGUAUUCUGAAAUUUCCUCACGCACUUGAUUAGUAUUUAAGCGCUUAAGAUAGUGUUAAGAUAUUCAUUUUGAUUGUUGCGUCAAAAUUUCAUAAACUUCAAUUCAACAAACUGCUGCCUCAGCUCAAGGUAAUUUCACACGCCUCCUAAUUCGAAAAUGAAUGCUCGCUCGCAGGUCUUUGACCUCACUAUCGAGGGUCGUCAAGUAGACGAGGCUGUUGCCAGCAUCUUUCAUACGGUGCUUUUUCAUCGCUGCCAAGGAAAGUAUAUGUAUACGGGGGAUGCUCAAUAUUCUAUCGGCACAAUCGGCUACACCGAUGUGGACUGCGACUUCAUUGACUUCACCUAUGUGUGCUGCACCUCCGACAGUCUGCUGCGCACCGUCAAACGAGCUAUCAACGUGUUCAGUGAGAAAUUGCGCUCGAACGAAAGCUGCGGCUCAGGCCAAAUAAGUUUAGAAUUUUUUCAAAAGCGUAAAUCACGCUGGCUGUUCCAACAGGAAUGCAUACCCUGGGAAGUGUGGACUGUUCAUUUAGAUCUCAUCAAAUACGAAAACGAAGACGAUCGCCAGCUCAGCCGUGAGAAUGUCUCAGAUUUACUAACUGAAAAAGUGAUAUAUAUUACGGAGCUCAUGAAUCGAUCGGAUUAUGUACCGAAGACACCGAGCCAAAGUGAGCUGGAUCUCAUUUUUGACACUUCGUAUCCCGAUGUUCAGCCGUAUUUGUUUAAAUUUGAUUACUCGACUGCAGGCUCCCAGACACCGUCGGUCACCAACGCUGUUAAAAAGAUUUUCAAGGAGACAUUUACGUUGUGACGUGUGGUGGUCGCGAGUGAGCGCAGCCACCGCCAACAACCACAACAACAAGAGCAGCAGCAGCAAUCAUUGAAGAAAAAUAUCGUGAAACUACAGCCUGUGUGUGCUAAGGAUACGAUUGUUGUAGCGAGUGGAAAGUACUUCAGUGGUGGCACAAGUAUUAUGAUUUCUCAAGCAUGCCGAGCGCGCAGUAGUUCAACAAUUGUCGGCGAUGCAAAUGAGCUGCAAGUACGGCACCAGUCCUCCACCUAUGUCGGUGAUAAGGUUGGCGAGCGAAAAUCAAUUUUGGCUGUUUUGGGCGGUUUGAUUUUGUUAUUCUUGUGUAAGCAUAAUCGCCUCGGGCCAUUUUAAUUGGACUCAAUUAACCACUGCACACAAUACAAUGCAUAUUCAAGCAUAUGGAUAUAUAUUUAGUUGCUAACCCUAAUUUUAAUGUUAAUUGUUUACGGCUGUAUUUAUUGGAACACUGAAGAAACCGAAAAUGAAACCAACGUCAAGAGGCACUCAGUUUAUGAAGAGUAAAUAAAUUAGAAUAAAUAAUUGUCUACAAUCUGACUAAAUACAAAAUUCUACAACAGAAUGGCUACCAUCGCAUCUUAAAUGCUGAAAUAAACAUGCGUACCACACAGGUACAUAGGUUUUAAAAUACCUAAUGUAAAUAUUGAUCAACUUUCUCAUGAAUAACUCGCCUUGUACUUCGAAAGUAUUUAUUUGUUGCAUUUCUAAUAACUGAGUGCUUUCUUGCUGGUUAAGGUCCGCUUGCGUAGUAUUACCAACAUGCUGAAUAAAAUAAAAGGCUCAAGCCUUACAUAUACAUACAUAUUCGAAAUUUGAAUUUUGGUAAUUUUUUACUUUUGAAUUUUUUAUUUCAUUUUUAGUUUUAAACUUGUAAGGCUUUGAACUGCCCUGCAUAUUAUGCCUGCAUUGCUUUGGCUUAAUGAUGUUGAAUUAUUCAACCAAAAACGUGACAAUUGAAAAAAAAUUCUUUUUAUACUCGCUUGUGUCUUGAAUUAACGCUAUUAUUUAUUAGUGCACUGGCAUGCAUAAUUAGUUUUAUUUUUUUUUUUUUUGUAUUACGUUGCGAAUUAUGAUAUUUUACUUGCAUAAGUUGUACCGUUUAAGCCAGACAAAGCGUACCUUCGUUAGAAAAUUUAUAAACCUAUGUUAAGUUGGAUUAAAUUGAACUCAUGUGUAUUGAAAUUUAUGUUGUUUAUGAUUGAUUUAAUAUGAUUUUUGUGAUCUACAAACAUAUGAAUUCGUGCAAGUAUGCAUAGUUUUUAUUAAUAAUAAUUUCUGUGUAUUAAACGUGAUAAUUAACCGAUGUUCAGUAAAUGCGAAUAAUUUUGCAUACCUAAGUGCUAGUUCGUAUUCCUUAAGAAAUUCGAUAAGUUUUAUGUAUGUAAGUUAAAAAUAUGUUUCUAAUUUAAUAGUUUUUAUAUGCCGGCUAAUUAGAUCUUUUAAUAAACUUUAUAAAUCCAAGAUUUUUUUUUUUUACUUUCUGAUGCAUCUUUAAAAUAUACCCGAUUGUGUAAGAAAACCUGAUGAAGCUUAAGAAAAUAUACAAUUUAAAAAUGUAACAGUAAGAAAAGUAGCAAUUUCUAAUGCUAUGAAUUAUUAUUUUGUAGGGAAUGAAUUAUUAUCAACUGAACGAACUCACCUGACCCAACGUACAUACCGUGUAGUUUAUUUGUCCACACGUUUUUAAAAACUAAAUAAGAAAAUAUGAAAAAAAAAUAUAUGAAAAGUAGUAUGUAUAAGAAAUGUAGACUUGCUUUGAAUGUGUAGCGUCAGUGUUUUUAAUUGUUGUGUGAUGUGUAUGUGUAAAUCGCGUUGGUGUGCAAGAAUGAGAAACCCACGAAUCAAAAAUGCCGAAAGCUAGCGAGCUAGUGAAGCUGAAAACAUGAUAUCGAAAAAUUAAUGUUUGGCUAAUAUAAAAUUUGUUACAUAUAUUCCAAAGUUUUGUAUAUUUCAGUGGAUUUAAAAGCAAUGCAUUCAAUU